AUGCUUUAAAGGAAAGGGAAAGAUAUUUUAAAUUGUUUUUUUGUUGUUGUAUUGUUUUGAUUUUAGAGCAUUGUAAAUGCGCUGGAUGAAAUAAAGAUCAUGGGCUCUAUGUAGUUCUCUAUGUAAUGGUCUUUCAGUAAUAAACAUUUAUGUUUUGUUUUAUCCAGGAAUUAUAAUUGUUGUUCAAGAUGUCUGUGAGCACAUCAAAUAACUUGGUAAGAAGAGAAUAUGUUUUCUUCAAUUGAUAGUCAUGUAAAACUUUGUUUACUUGGUAUCAAACCUGAUCUCCAACAAAGGAAGUUGAUUGUAGAUCUCUUGAUAAGAUAUAUAUGCCGCCAGACUAUGUGAAUUUUUAAGUUUCCUGUGGGCAAAUUUUCUUAUUGAGGAUUACAAUUACUUUUAUUCUCAGAGUGUCAAAGAUGUUCGGCGUUCCUUAAGCUUUGAAGAGAGCUCAGCUGUUUCAGAAGAUGGAAAUAACAACAAGUCAAGUGAACAAGUUGAUGAGAUGUCUGCUGAGCAAACGCCAACUGAAACACAACUCAGGAAUGAUUGUGAAAAUAUCUGGAAAGAACUGAAUAAUGUGAGUGAUGUAUCUCUAAUGUAGCUGUAGUGAGCCAUGCAGGCAUGCCCUGGUUUACAUUAUCAUAUGACCUGUCAGGCACAGCAUGCUCAAUCCUAUUGCAAAACAUAGUGAAAGCUGUCAUGUGCAAGGUAAAAAGCUGUCAGUCUUGGGACUUACAUGGCCUUAUUGCGAAAACUCAAGAAUUGAAUUGAAUUUUGAAGUUCUAGUUCUGACUCCGAAAAAAAUAAGAAUUUAAAAUAUUGUUUGUAGGUAUCUUGCCUGUGCCCAUCUAUUGCAUCCUAUUUACUGUGAGUUGAAACAUAAUUUUACCAAAUUUUCGAUGCUUAAUGGUCAUAUGAUAAAAUGCUUAUCCACUGACUUUGGUUGAGCCAGACAGGAAAAUAUUUGGCUCUUGAUCAUGAUGCACAAACUUCUCUGUGGUUGUUCCUGAAGUCAUGGUCCUGUGCCAAAUGUUUUUCUGUUCAGUCCUUCCACUUGGUGCAGUUGCUCCAAAAUGAUACUUGAUCAGACAUAUAACUGUUAAAAAUCUAUCAGAACUAAAAAAGACUCUCUUAUCUCUUAGGAUUAUUGAACCUCUGACACUUUUUAUUAGGAAUCAAUGCUUAUGUAUGUAAAUAAUACAAAUGUGUGCCCAAAGUACUACAUUAUAGAAGCCUGAUUAUUUUUUUUUCUAUUUCCUUUCUAUAAAUGCUGAAAAAAGUACUCUCUUGAAUAUGGUACAAUGUUAUGACCUACAUAACUAUCUAUGGUCAAUCUUUUUUUAGAUGAUAUUUUUAUCAAUUCAUUUCUUUUCAGACCCAUGCUCGUCUUGAUGCAAGAUCCACAAAUUCUAACACAACUUACAUGGGUGAAGAGGAGUUUGAUGCUUAUAAGGUAAGUUAAUUUGAGAGUGCAGUUGCAAUCUUGAUGUGAUCUACAAUAAGUACAUAGAAACCCAAAUUCUGGAUCAUUUGGUCAAAGAUUCUCCUCAAGCCUAACUGUAUUCGAUCUCAAAGUCCUUUAUGUAACUGGAAGCCUUAAAUGGUCAAAAUCAGCAAGAACAAAAACAAUACUUAAUCCAUACUUAGGACAUCAAACUUUACAAACUGCUGAGACCAAAGCUAAGUCUUGUUAAUCAUUGAAAGCAAUUUCUGUUUGCUAUUUUGACAGCAAGAUGGUCUUUAUUAGUGAAGCCAUAUGAACACAAAAGCCUAUAUUAUACACUGUUCUUUAGGUUCUUGAGCGAGUCUUAAAAGUAAAAGAGAAGAAGCUUCAAACAGAACUCAUAGCAGUUGAAAAUCAAGGACUCCAAGGUAAGUUGAAGAAUUACUCCAGGGUUUGCACAGGUUCUGAAAAUCCUGGAAAGCUGUGGAAUUUUAUUUUGGCAUUUUCCAGAACUUGAAAUUCCUGGGAAGAGACUACAGCUCUUGGAAAGUCCUGGAAAUUUGCUUAAAUCAAGCAGUAAGGUUUUCAGAAUUUAUGUUACACAAAAUUUAUGUAGGUGGUAAGGAGAACUGAUUUUUAAAUCUUGGAACUAAAAGGUUUUAAGGUAAAAUUCAGAGUCCUGGAAGAAUCCAUCUGAGUCAUGGAAAAGUCCUUGAAAUUUGUUGAAAUCAAGCAACAAAGUUUUUAGAAUUUAUGUUAUACAAAAUGUAUCUAGAUGGUAAGGAGAACUGAUUUGUAGAUCUUGGGAAUGGAAGGUUUAAAGGUAAAAUUUGGAGUCCUGGAGAAAACAAUCUGAAUCCUAGAAAAUCCUGGAAAAGUCCUGGAAAAGUCAUUGAAAUUUGUUUCUGAAAAAGGGCAUGCACCCUGUUACUUGUGUGUAUGAACAUGUGUUACCACUGAUGAAAGAGCCUUGGGAACCUUGUCUAUGGUUGUCUGUGGUGUAAAACCUGGCUGUGCCCAGAAAAGAGGCCAUGAGGCAAAGCGCAAACAGGAGAGCCUGUUUGUGGCUAAAAAGGCAGCAGUCAGAGUGGUCUUGUAGUAGUUGUCACUCUACUUAAGUAUGGGGCUUUUAGUUUAACUCCUGCUGAUUGAUGCAUGUAAAUGUGACUAUCAUUUAAUAAUAAUUUUUUUUUAAUGAUAUUGAUAUUAAUGUUUUAAUUUGUUUGGAAAUGCCUAAGAUAAUGGCUUAGAAGGGCUAAGAAAUUAUUUUCAGUUGCUGAAAUUGCUUAGGUAAGAACUCUGUAUAUAUGGGUAUUUUAAAGCUGCUUUCAUUUAUUAAGCCUUUAACUCUCAGAUCAAAUGUGUAAUCCUCCUUACUGUCACCCAUACAAUUCUUAUAAUGAUAGUUCAGAGAAUUUAGUAUUGGAUCAACUAAUUAUCCCCAACUUGAUAUUUUUCUUUAUUCUCAUUACUUAUCUGGUUUAAUAUUGUGUUGAUAUUGUGAGGAGAAAUUCUGUCUUGGUCACUCAUGUGAGUUAAAGGGUUAAGCCAAGUCUUAAUGUCUUCUUUUUAAUUUCUUAAGUUUUUGUUUUUUAUGAUGAAUUGAAUUUUGUUUCAGUGACAUCAACGGAUCCUAACUAUACUGAUGCUCAUCUGAAAAGUGAGGUAUGAAUGACUUGAAAUGUUUUUAUGAAUAUUUGUAACUCUGUAUUAACUGUAAAAGACUCUUUAGAGAGGAUGUUAAUGUACCUUUUCUUCUUUUGUUCACUUUACUCGUUGGUGCCCUUUAUGGACACUUGCUUGUAAUCCAUCACACAACACAGUUCUUCAGUGAUUCUUACUUUACUCUGCUUUAAUUGUCCAAUAUAGUUGCUGACAAGUAUACAGCAGCUAGAAGAAACAUUGCAAAUCAUAAAAGGACAACGCAAACAGGUGGAAGAUGAUCUGAAAAGGUGAUGAUUUAGUACAUAGACCUGGGUAGUAUGGGGGGGGGGGUGGGGGGAUUUGAAGAGGGGUAGAAUGAUGAGACUGCACCCUUCCACUGCUGGUGUCUUAUGAAAUGUUACUUAUUUUAAAUUUGCUGUUAGUUUUUAGUCUUGCUCUGAGGGUUUUCUAAAUUUUUUUUUUGCUUCCACAAAAACAACUUUCCAAAUUUCAAAUUUGACCUAGAUACCAGUGGGAGAAGAGGCACAUAUUGGAAGUGCAUUUGAUAAAUAGUUCAUUUUACAGUUACAUGCUUGGCUGCCAAGCGUUUUAAUAGGAGUAAGGCUAAAGGUGACCUUGUUUGGCACAAACUUUGCUGUUUUUCAAAUGCAAAUUGCCUUGUUAUUAUCAAUGUUAACUAGAUACUAGUCUCUAUCACAACAAGUACACAACUGUAAAAUGGCCUAUUAACCCUUUAACUCCCAAGAUCUGAUUGUCAAUUCUCCCAUCUAGCUGUUUCACAUUUCCUUGUGUUUGUGACAAGAAUUUGGUGUUAUAUCAUGAUAACAAUCUCCAACUGAUAAGUUUGCAUUAUCUCAUAACCUGUUUGUUGGAUAAUGUAUGGAUAUAGUUGGGAGAAGUUACAUGUAAAUCACUUCUGGGAGUUAAAGGGUUAGAUGUAUGCAUCUAUGCUGCAAUAUUGAUAAAUGUUUUACUGUGAUAUUUAGAGAGGAAGAGCUUCUACAACAGCACCAGGAAGUACAAAAAUCUCUACAGAUCAAAAUCAAUAGUCUAGAGCAGGAGAAAGAAAAUGUUCAGGGUGUAACAAGGUAAAAAUGGUUAAAUAUAAUAGUUUGAAGUUACUUUUAAUUAACUCUGUACACCCCAAAAUCAGUAUGCAUUUUCUCCAUACUGUUCUCCAUAUGUUUUUUAAGGUGCUGACAAGGAGAAUUUUCUUAACAAUCAAGGGCUUCUUAAGUUGAUCAUUUCCUUUAUUCUUGUGACCUUAAUUUGUGAUUCAGGGGGGACAUUGUAAGGAGAAAUUAGAUGCUAAUCACCACUAGAAGUUAGAGAGUUAAUACUGGCUUCUCAAGAUUGAAAUCUGCAUGCGGCAAACAAGUGGUUGUGAAUAGUUAAUAUGGAAAAUUAUAUAUUGAAGAAAAAGAAAGUUCAUAUAAUUUAAUGUCAUUGGUAAGGUCUUGAAAAUAAAAAGCAACAAUGUUUGAUUCAGGGGUGGUAUUUUAAGGAGAGUUAGAUGCUAGAUGCUUUUAGGGAUCAAAGUCUAAAAGAGAUGUAUUGAAUUCCACAACUCAAACCCCUGUUUUCAGCAGGGUGAGGUAUAAUAUUAUUUUCUUGGAACUUGAAUGGAAAUGCUGUGAUUUAGGAGCCCUGGCCAAUGUAGUGAAAUUUAUGGAGACUGAGUGUAUUUUUGUUUUUCUUAGGAGAGAUUUCUAUGAAGGGGAAUGAAAAACUUAGGUGUUCAAAAUUGAUACAUUUGGAAAAAUUCUCUCAAGUUUUGGAUCUUCUGCAGUGUAUUUGCAUGCUUCACAAUAAGCUCAGAAGGAACAUAAGAACUCUUGGGUCAGUUAUUACUAAAAUUUGCCUCUCUGUAGCAAAGCUUAUAAAAUGCUUUAGUGGUGGUGGUGAUGUUGGGAAUGGGUGGGUGGGGCUUCUUUGGAGUUUUUCUGAUCAGGUUGCAUUCCCUAUUGCAUACUUUCAGCUGGGGCUCUCAUUUAUAAUGUCAUCCUGAAGUCAAGGAUCUUUUUUCCUUUGUGAUAUAUUUUUAGAUAUAAGUGAGUUGUAUUGUCUGUUGCCUUCAUUGCAGCCAGGUGAAGGAGCUGGAAAGAAAGAAGAAAUCUGCAGAUGCAUAUCUUGUGGAGAUCACAAAGAAACUGGUUAGUUUUAUUGAUAUCUUAUUUGAUAGAUUAACACUAGCUCUGUGUCAAGCCCCAGGAUUCAGCUUCUAAAGGACUUGGCUCUUGUUCCACUAACCUGGAGGUAGCUAGUCAGUCAUUCAGCACAUGCACAGGCUUUAAAAUUGCUCUCCUGUAAUGUCAGUGUGGACAUGGGAAACAGGUUGUAAGAAUGAAAAAAAAUUUGAUCAGCCAAAGAAGUUGACUUAUAUUACAGAGAAUUUUUUGACAGGGGAGUGGCAGUUGCCAGAUCAUACCUCAAAGGCACUGUAUUAAAAAUUAAAUAUCAAUCAUGAAUUUAAUUUGAUUUUCAGCUUCAGGCUUUCCUUUGCUUAAUUUUUCAGGGUUCUUUUUUGGCUGAAAACUUUCCCCUUCCAUCACCUGAUAACUUGAAAGGAAGCAAGGUAAAUGUCAUUUGAUGUGUAGUGGAGGGCACGUAGCUAGCAUACACAUUCACAAGUUAAGGUGGCAUUGAUUAGAGGAGGGUUGUGCCAGUAAUCCCUCAGGUCUUGAUGUUGGCAAUAUGAAUUAUGAGUACCAGUUUCCUAAUGGCAACAGUUGGCAAUUAUUUACUUUAACCCCUUACUCUCUAACAUCAGUAUGCAUAUUCUCCAUACUACUCCCUAGACAUUUCCUAAGGUUCUGACAAGGAGAAUUUGUUCAACAAUCAAGAGCUUCUUUAGUUGGUGAUCAUCUCCUUUAUUCUCAUGACCUUAAUGUUUGAUUCAGGGGUGAUAUUGUAAGGAGAAAUUAGAUGUUGGUCACUUUUAUGGGUUAAAUGGUUAAUUAUGAGUAUUGAUAAGAAUAGGAUUGUGUCAGUAAUCCCUCAGGACUUGAUGUUGGCAAUAUGAAUUAUAUGUACCAGUUUCCUAUUGGCAACAGUUGGCAAUUAUUUACUACAAUUAUGAUCAUCAUUCAAAAAGGAAAUUGUAUUAAUUGCAUUAAAUGGCAGACUAUAAUUGUAGCAAACUGUUAGGGUACACUUUGUUGCCAUUAUGCCCUGAGUUAUCAUAAACUUUUAAUUUAUUUUUAUUCCAGGGAAAGGUCCAUCUAAACCCUAAUGUUAGGUACAUCUCAAUGCAAAAGUUAACUGAGGUACAUAUUCUCACCAGAUCUUUAUCUUAUAGCAGUUCUUUUGCAUACAUAAGGGAAAGUAUUUUACCUGUUACUGUUGGUAUCUUUAGAUUUUAUCUUACAAUGUACUGUGAAAUGUUUGAAAAAAAAUUCUCUUUGAAAUGAAAUUUCUUCAAUACGCUUGUUGGGUGUGAUAAUUGCUACACCACCAGGCUGACCCUGUUGGUAACAUGGUAAUCAAGUUAGAGAAAAAAAAAAUAAAAAUAAAGCUUUGGAAUUUGGAGAGUUGGUUUUUUGGAGGGAGGAAAUUUGAAGAACCUAAAGAAAAAGAGACUUUAAGGCAAACAAAAUCAAUACUACUUGCAACCCACAUAUCUGGGAUGAUACCUAGGAGAGAGAAGGAAACUUUCCUAACCCUCUGACCCCAGAGAUCUAAAUUUCAAUUCUCCACAAUGUUUGCUGUACAUUUCUUGUAGCUCAUAAGUGAGAGCUUAGAAUUAAAUAAAACAGUAUCCCUAGUCUUUUCUUCAUUCCCAUAAUCUUAAUGCUUCUAAAGCUGAUACUGUAAAGAGAAAUCCCCCCAACGCCACCCCUGGGAGUUAAAGGAUCAAAACCCUACCAUUCUUGCUCCCCAGGAGCAAAAAUCUUUGUCUACACUACUUUAUGGUUGAGGUGCAUGCAAAUGUAAACCAUCCUGCCAGGCCUGUCAUUUAAGGAGUAAUUUUAUGCAAUUAGUGUAUUUUUCCAAGGAAUGUUUCUUAAAAUUUUUUUUUUUUUUUUUGAAACAGGAUCUGAUGAACAUCUCCUACGUUAGGCCUCACGAUCCUUACAUCAGAAUCAAGGAAAGUCACUGGCCACCAUACAUUGAACUGUUACUUAGGUGUGGCAUAGCUAAGCGACACCCUCAAGACUGCAAUCUUAUUAGGCUGGUGGCUUUCAACUGA
Messenger RNA from Pocillopora meandrina, 7301 nucleotides. Lineage: Eukaryota; Metazoa; Cnidaria; Anthozoa; Scleractinia; Pocilloporidae. The record is from the annotation of a GenBank genome assembly.